AUGCGUACUCCAACCACAGCAUUCGUCUUCAUGAUCUCGACGGUUACGGCAUUGCCGCCUCCCGUCGUGUAUGACAGUCUUAAUAGACCUCUGGCCGAGCACGUCAACCCCGGCGCCCAGUCAUGCAUCGGGACGCAGAAGCAGUUCGAUCAGUUGUUCUACGAGUCGAGGAUUGGGCAGCGGUACGCUGGGGCGAAGUGCGAUGAGUUGGGGGAUAGGUUGGACGACUGUGGGCGGUUUUCGACGGAUUUGAAGUGUGGUGAGGAUCAUGAUGGGUUCUUCUUCGUGUCUUUCGUCUCGUACUGGGGUUCUGGAGCUGUGUUCAAUGAGGUGUUGGGAUCUGUGUUCACGGAUAUCAAUGGCUUCAACUGCCCGAGUCACUAG
Molecule: messenger RNA, 384 nt
Organism: Zasmidium cellare ATCC 36951
Lineage: Eukaryota; Fungi; Ascomycota; Dothideomycetes; Mycosphaerellales; Mycosphaerellaceae
Exons: 3
Coding region: 1-384 (127 amino acids)
Source: RefSeq, a predicted model, not a curated record